Messenger RNA from Myripristis murdjan (pinecone soldierfish), 5852 nucleotides. It is a transcript of the gene rcor3, whose product is annotated as REST corepressor 3. Gene Ontology annotation, molecular function: transcription corepressor activity. The transcript has 12 exons. Lineage: Eukaryota; Metazoa; Chordata; Actinopteri; Holocentriformes; Holocentridae. Gene Ontology annotation, biological process: negative regulation of DNA-templated transcription; regulation of transcription by RNA polymerase II. Bases 247 to 1926 code for a protein of 559 amino acids. Gene Ontology annotation, cellular component: transcription regulator complex; histone deacetylase complex. The record is from RefSeq and is a predicted model, not a curated record.
UAUUUGCGUAAUAUCUCGAGCGCGCAAAACGCCGUAAAUAACAAGGGGGGAGCCUCCAAACCAGGGAGGAGACGCAGGGACACCCGGUCGCUGUGUUCCGGCUCGCAGCGGAGGAGAGCGGGGCGGCGGAGGAGCGGAGGAGCACAGCGACGCGGAGCCGCAGGGAGUUAGAGCCAGAAAGCCGUCAGUUCAGUUCCUGCUGACAUCCUCACUCUGCGGCCUCGACCCGAGCGAAACGGAGCAGAAAUGCCGGGGAUGAUGGACAAGGGCUCGGAGUACCUGGGGAAGGGCCGCUCCAACGGCACCAAGAGCCCGUCCGCCGCCUCCAACGGACAUUUUUCUGACGAGAGUGGCAGCGACGACGAGCACGAUGUGGGGAUGCGGGUCGGCUCGGACUACCAGGCCAGUAUCCCCGAGUUCGAGCCCGGUGCCACUAAGUACACAGAUAAGGACAGUGGAGGGAUGCUGGUCUGGUCUCCGUAUCACACCAUCGUCGACUCCAAACUGGACGAGUACAUCGCCAUCGCCAAGGAGAAGCACGGCUACAACGUGGAGCAGUCUCUGGGGAUGCUCUUCUGGCACAAACACAACAUCGAGAAGUCUCUGGCCGACCUGCCCAACUUCACCCCGUUCCCCGACGAGUGGACGGUGGAGGACAAGGUGCUGUUCGAGCAGGCCUUCAGCUUCCACGGCAAGAGCUUCCACCGCAUCCAGCAGAUGCUGCCAGACAAAUCCAUCUCCAGCCUGGUGAAGUACUACUACUCGUGGAAGAAGACCCGCUCCAGGACCAGCCUGAUGGACCGGCAGGCCAGGAAGCUAGCCAACCGCAGCAACCAGGACGACAGCGACGAGGAGAUGGAAGAGGCCAAUCCCAUCGAGGCGAACGACAGCGACUACGACCCCAACAAGGAAACCAAGAAAGAGAACCAGGUGGAGCCUCCGGUCCCGGGCUCCAAGGUGGGUCUGGGCCGCCGGGAGCACCAGACCCUGCAGCACCGGCACCACCAGCGCUCCCGCUGCCGCCCGCCCAAAGGCAUGUACCUGACCCAGGAGGACGUGGUGGCCGUGUCCUGCAGCGCCUCGGCCGCCAACACACUCCUCCGCCAGCUGGACAUGGAGCUGGUCUCCCUCAAGAGACAGGUGCAGAACGCCAAGCAGAUGAACAGCGGCCUCAAACACCUGAUGGAGGCCGGCAUCGACGAGUUCAGGCUUCCUGAGUGCAACCAGAAGGUGAACGCCCGCUGGACCACCGACGAGCAGCUGCUGGCCGUGCAGGGCGUCAGGAAGUACGGGAAGGACUUCCAGGCGAUCGCCGACGUCAUCGGCAACAAGACGGUGGGCCAGGUGAAGAACUUCUUUGUGAACUACCGGCGGCGGUUCAACCUGGAGGAGGUGCUGCAGGAGUGGGAGGCCGAGCAGGGCACCCGCGCGCCCAACGGGGACAGCGCCGCCUCUGGAGAGGAGGGGAAGAACAGCUCCACCACUCCGUCCGGGAAGAGCACCGACGAGGAGGACGAGGAGGGCCAGGUGACCUCCACAGGUGCAUCUCCCGCGACCUCCUCCUCCUCCUCGGCUCAGACUCCCGUGACGUCCAGCACCUCCUCCUCCUCCUCCUCCUCCUCCCUCCACCAGCCUCCUCCGCUGCUCCGCCCGUCGCUGCCGGCCACGCCCUCCCUGCACCGCCAGCCCCCGCCCCUCCAGCAGCAGGCUCGCUUCCUGCAGCCCCGCCCCGCCCUGCACCAGCCCCCGCCUCUCAUCCGGCCCUCCAACCCCCUGCCCCCGCGCCUCAACCCCCGCCCUCCCGCCCCCGUUACCCUCGGCAACAACCCCGGCAACCCCGGCGGGUCGGGUCCGAGCUCCGCCCAGCAGCCGUCCGGCCUGGCGGUCCACCAAUCAGAGAUGGCGUCCUCUUCCUCGCUCCACUAGCAGACAUGAGACUGACCUGGGAGAUGAUGUCGCGUUGUAGUGGAGUCUGUCUGUGAUGCUGCAUUCAGGUCUUAUGGGAAUUCUCUGAUUCAGAACAGUCACCUGGAAGUGUUCGCGCUUUCAGACCACCGUCACUCUGAAUCCGCACGAGACGCCGCGGGUUUAGUUUCCUGUCAGCUGAUCUGCUUUUUCACUUCGUGUUUUACAGAAACAAGCUAAACAUUCACUGCCUUUACAGUCACUUCACCAAUCAGAUCGCUCUGCGGUCCGUGAGUUGCCGUGGAAACAGAACGCCGGUUUCCAUCAUCAGGUUAAGGGAUGAAGAGGAAGCCGGUUAGCGCAGGUAGAAACCCCAUCACUGUCACCAUGGAAACCCUUACUCGCGUUUCUGAACGGCUUUUUUCCGUGCGAGCGUGUGCACAAAAAGAGGGCGGAUAAUGAUAAACACAAUAAACACACACACACACACACACACACACACACACACACGCCCGGUAAUUUGAGGGUGACGUUACUUCUGAUUCAAAUAAAAGGAAGGGAAAAACACAUCUGUCGUCAUCAGUCUUUGAAACAGAGGGGGUGGAGCUUAGCUGUCUGUCUGCCAAUCAGACUCAGCACUGCCAUCACCAUGGUAACAGUCCAGUGAAUGUCAGGGGUUAUUGAGAAAUGCGUGUAUACUGGGGUUUUUGAGUAAUCACAUGACCUGAUUUCCUGCCAGGACCCGGUUACUCACAAUAAUCUGGUUUCUGGUCACCAUGGAAACGUUGAAAGUGUAAAAGUCAAUCACAAACCCAAAGUCCAGCGGGUAUCCUGGUGUCCUGCCGUGACGUCACAGAACGACCGGUCUUUCCCGUAGGACGUAAAUGCAGCAUAAUUGCAUUUGAUUCGUUGAUGGCCAUCCUUUUGUUGUGACAUCACUAAAAGUCUUCUGAAGUCUGAACGGAGGCCUGUCACAUGAUGUGGGGGGGGGGGAGGCGGCCAUUCUGGAAGAGAAACAAACAACAAAACUAAAAAACUACUGUCGUCAUUUCCUUCCUCGACCAAAGAGAACAAGAGAGUCUCUGUUCUGUGCGGUGCGAUGCUAAUAUCACGUUUACUCGCCUUUUACCUUUUACGACAUCAGUCUCUUAAUGUUUUAUGCUAGCGGCUUGAUUUUUACACGUGGAGUCCCACAGGGUUCAUGCCCGGGCCCCAGUUUGUUCUCCAUUCAUGUGUUUCCACUCGGACAUACAGAACAGAGAGGAUCAGGCCGGACCGAUCGGUUCUGUUUCAAAAGCAGAAUCGCUCCUGAGAAACGUCAUGUCUCGUAAAAUGUGUCAAAAAUUUGCAGAAUGUAAGUUUGUUUUUUUUUUUUCAUCCUUUAUUUAGUUUGGAAGGUCCCAUUGAGAUACAACAGCUCCUCCUCCAGGCGGCUCUGGUCACGACGGCAGCACAGUUUUAAAAACAUAAAAACACGAGUUUCAGAGUGGUAGUCCUGUUUGUCGCCUGUUUUCACCAAACACGUUUCCCUCUGUGCACGGCGAGGGUCGCUCGGACCAAUCAGAGAGCGCGUAGCUGCUUCGUUCCUCCACGUUUCGACUGUGAUGAUUUACCUGUCGGUGGUUGUGCUAGCACAGCCACGAGAAAACGUCCAGAUCAUGGAAAUCCUUCUGAGACGGAUCAGAAGGACAAGAAAUAUUAGAAAUAUUUUCAAAGUGAGUUUCAAAACAUGUAAAUGGAGAUAGAACUGGGAACAUUUCCCCUGUGAAACCAGUGCGAUGUACGACCUUCCCUGCUCUGUUGACUGAGCAUCAGCUAUGUUUAAAAUAAAUAUGUUUAAAGUAACUUCUUAAACCUCAUUUUUAUAAACUUGUCAUUAAUUGUGCUUGACCCUGUAUCUGUGGUUGAUCUUUGUUUCUUGUCGUUUCUUCAUAUUUCCUAAAGCUUUGUUCUUUGCUCGAUGUAUUUUGGGGGUUUGGACUUUGUGUUUUGAAAAGCAAUGCAAUGUAAAUAAAGAUUAUUUUAGAUUAUUGUAACUCAAACGGCAUACCACCGCACAGAAAUGAGAUUUGUUUUUUUGUUUUGUUUUGUUUUGAAACAUCAGAUUGAGUCGUACAUUUUGUUUUUGCUCCUCCAACAUGGCCGCUUGUCCUCGGUAACCACGGUAACUUGGCUGAAGCCUCUUGACAGGCGUCGUGUGAGUGUGUGUGAGUGUGUGUGUUGGGUGGAGAUGAGCUGGUGUCGGGGGUCAGUGUUUUGUGCAGUAGCUUAGACGUUUCCCUCUGCCGUUCGGUGAAACCUGCCAACCCGACGGAUCAGCCUCGUCACCGCCUCUGAGCUCGAAGCAAACGGGAAGGAAAACACAACAUGACGCGUGUCCGUUUGGUGUUGGACGGCUUCUUACGUUCUCCAAGGGACGGAGCUCUGUUCUUCCAGAAAACAGGGGCGGAGCUACAGAAAUAUCCAUGGGCGGAGCUAAAGAGUGGCAUGGAAAUCAUAUAGGGCAGCAGACAGACAGAUGGAUAGACCAGUUUCACUCUUUGUACGUUUCCCACCAGCCACAACAUUUACAUUUUUUCCUAUCAGAUUACCCAAACUGGGGUGGCAGCUGCCAGCCCGGGCCACCUGGUAGCUCCGCCCCUGCCAAAAGAUACUGCACCAUAUUAAUAUACUAUCAGAUAUUAUAGCAGGGCAGCAGGGGUUAAAGCGUCAUUACAAAAAAAAAAAAAUGCUGAGUCAUCCUUCACCACCUUGUGGGCAGGUGUGGCGUCCACCAAGGCUGCGUUCACAAGUCAAAGUCGUCCAGAUCCGAUUUUUUUUCUCCCAUUGCGACACAGAUCAGAUUUUUCCCGAGCAGUGAGAACGCAAACUGAUGUUUUCAAAUCAGAUUUGGACUUCAACAUGUUUUUGUUUUUUGUUUUUUAAAUCGGCUACACUGCAGUGUCAGGACAACAGCAGCAGGUAGACAAGAGGCUUCAGGUGUAACGGAGACAUGGGAAGACGCUUCGGUCCCAGCCCUUGUCUGCCUCACCUGCUGAACAUCUCAUUAACUGGUGAUGAUGAUGAUGGACUUUCAUGCAAAUUACUUUUUCAUUUUUUCUUUUUUUUUCAGCCUGUAUGCCUGUAGAUGUGUGCGUGCUGAGUCAUGGCAGAGCUCUGAUGUCAGAUUUGGUCGUGUACAAAUGUGAGUGUGAACAGUCAUCAUGGCUAAAAGAUUGAAAAAAAAAUCAGAAUUCGGUCACUUUAAGCCGCAGUUUGAUGAGGAGGAUGAUGAUGAUGAUGAUGAUGACGAGGGAAAAUCUUCUGGAUGAACAGAGCUCCGCCCCUCCGGAAGAGCUCCAGACACCAAACCAACACACACCAUGCUGGGUUUUAUUUUGAAGACCCCAUGAAAUGGACUCACUCACUUUGUUGAUUUGAUGUAUUUCCUGUCCUUUAUUGGCUGAAAUUGUAACUUGCGGCCACUGGAGCAGGAUGACGUCACUGUGUGAGGAAGCAGAGGUCAUGUGAGGUCACUUCGUGGGGGCUUUAACCUGCCAGCCGGUGUGUACCUGCUGAAGAACCGCAGCACACGACGAGCUCCUCGGGAAAUCCCUCAGUGUUUAAAAAAGUUGCAGAGGCCCUGUUUUGUAGAAAUGUCUCCUGUAGUCAAAAUGUUCCCCAGGUGUUCCUGAAGAAGCUCCAUCCGUCUGGUUUCCCUCAUGUUCAGACUAAACUCUGUGGAAAGCUGCAGGCGUGCUGUCCGUCUCUGCUUUAUUUAUUGGCCCAGCGGUGCUGUCCGGCCCGGACUCGGGGUGCAGAUCAGGGUGGAGGUGCUCUUAACGCUUUGAGGACCCACGCAGGACGGGAGCAUCGCAGCGUUUCAUGUAUGAACUGGAAGAACCCUGUAGGUAGAACCCGCCAAGGUUUCAGUAGAACGUGUAAAAUAAAUCUGGAUGUGAGACGAA